AGUUGGUGAACGUAUACCGUGAUGGAACGACCGUUUUCGCUGUCGCUAUUUACAGUCAAGUGUUGCCGGUUUUAUUAGCGCUUGUAACCCCUGCUUCCCCUCGUCUGGCAUCCCGUUCCUGUGACGGAGCGUUCGGUUCUACGGGGGUCGGAAGUGUAGUGUGCGUGAAUCUGUAUGCAAGGGGGUGAAAUAGUAACAGGGGCGAUAAUAACGAUUUUUUUUAACUCGGUCGGAAAAGGUUGCACACCUUUUCCCUCUGGUCUCGUCUUUCGUCGGUGAGAUCCGCGAAUACAGCGUUGUUGUGUGACACACGGUGCGAAUUUAAUUACUGAUAAUCCUUACUGGUCGCAAUUGUUCUGUAACAGGGCCGCCGAUCGGACUGAUUUCUCUAAUCCUGUUGGAAGACUUUGCGUAGGUGUCGUGUACGAGUUCCAAUUGGACAGCUGUAAAAGCUAGUGAAGCACCAGUGCAAUAUCUAAACGGUAGCGACGGCUGCAAUGCAUUAAAAUGGCUACAAUUAUGUCACACAAUUUGCCGUUGAUUCCGUUGCCGCUGAAGGCUACAACGGCGGCGGCUUUAGCGAAGACCACCGCUGGGUUGAUGAUGUCCGGUUUGCUUGGGAAACAUCCGGGUGAAGAUGUGUACGGAAACGGAACAAUCGGAAUGCCGACGGAUCGUAGCAGCCCAGAUGUGGCUAGUAGCGAGGCACGAUCAAGCCCAGAAUCGCUGAUGAUGGUGCAGCAGAAGGGACGUGAAGAUGAUCGUAUGAGCUGCUGCAGUGAAGAUAGUGAACUUUCAGUAGGUCAGGAAGGACUGGAAGAAAGCGAUAAAACUAUGAACAGUGAUGAAAAACUUAGUGUAAUAAGUGUGAAUUCCCGAAUGGGAGCAGUGGACGUUGAAAAACUUAUCGAGAGGCAUAAUGUAGAAAUGGGUGAUGAAAUGAGUAAUGAUUCUUCGCGGUAUUCGAGUUCCAAGGAUCCGUCGGAGGAUUACAUGAAGAUUCCACUGAUGCGACCAAGCCCAACGCGAUUGCAUGAAGAGUUCCUGAGAAAUUCUCAACUGUAUGCUGAAGAGCUGAUGCGGCAACAGAUGCAGAUUGUCGCUGCUGCGAGAGGUCUCAAUUUAAGCCCAAAACCUUUGGACCCUGGCCUCGGACUGGUCACCCGAAUGCAAGACAAUCGUAGUCCCGGUAGGGUUUCGCUUACAGAUGAACAGAAAAUUGGCUUCCGGCCACAUAUACGAGGUAUCGGUGAAAUUUAUCACGAUCGCCACCGAUGGUCUGACGAACGAAGCGUUCAAUCUCCGCCAGAGACAACGUCGUUCCGAGGCAUUCAUUCACAUUUGAGCGCCAUCUCACAAAUAACUCAGAAUCUCAACAGUGACAUUAGUAAGCUAACCUCCCCCGCAAGCCUAGCCAGUAUGGCCUCUCGGGAAAAUUCACAAUCACCACCGCAACAUCCCGCUCAUCUGCUACAAAUCAACAACAACAUUGCCCUCAACGAUCAAAACCUCAAGUUCAGCAUAGACAACAUAUUGAAGGCCGAUUUCGGCCGACGGAUCACAGAUCCGCUGAAACGUAGUGGCAAAAGUUUUGCGAAAAAGCCGUCGGCUCCAGGCGAAAAGUCUACCGCGAUGGAUCUGACGGCAAUCGUUACCAAUGGCAGUGCAGGCAACAGUGCAAGUGCCAGUAGCAGUGUUGCCAGCAGAAGCCUAAGUUCAAGUGCUAGUGGAAGUGAAUUGGAAGUGCCCACGUCUCCGUCGUCUUCAAGCGGUAAGACGGCUGCGGAAACGAGCAGCAGUAGUGGAAGCGGUGGAAGCAGUUCGUCAUCAUCCGGAGGGCCAAUGGUCUGGCCAGCCUGGGUCUACUGUACCCGAUACAGCGAUCGUCCUAGUUCAGGCAGAAGUCCUCGAGCACGUAAACCAAAGAAGAGCCCCAGCGAGAAGGCGCCCGCCAGUAGCAAUGGUGGAGCAGGUGGUGGAGGAGGUGGCAGCAGUAGCAGCAGUGGCGCGUCCGGUGCCCUGGCCGACGACAAAAGACCCCGGACGGCAUUCAGUGGACCGCAGCUGGCGAGGUUGAAGCACGAGUUCGCCGAAAACCGCUACCUAACCGAGCGGCGCCGUCAACAGCUGAGCGCCGAGUUGGGCCUCAACGAGGCCCAGAUCAAAAUAUGGUUCCAGAACAAGCGAGCCAAAAUCAAGAAAUCCUCCGGCCAGAAGAACCCCCUGGCCCUGCAACUGAUGGCCCAGGGGCUGUACAAUCACUCGACAAUUCCACUCACCCGGGAAGAGGAAGAACUGCAGGAAAUGCAAGCAGCUGCCCAAGCAGCGGCCGAAUCGAGAAUCGGAUCUUCGCCGGCUAGUGGCUAGCAGCAACAGCUGUCUCGCCAAGGAAUUCGUCGAACUUUUUGUUAGUUUUAGUUUUUGGCAAUAGAUGGCAGUCGGCUGUACCGGAGUUUUUCCUAGGUUUGGGGUAAGGAGUACGAAUGGAAGCGAAAUAAAACAUCUGUGAUAUCUUAAAGUUAAUCAAAUGCAACAGCUUGCGGAAUGUACAUUUCUAGUGGAAGCAAUAUUUUAGCAUGUUACUCGAUUUUUCAGUGCGGCAAAUGUGUCCUAACGUUUAUUGUGAACUGCUUACCAAUCUCCAUCAAUCCUUGUAUAAUAAGUUGAAAGUUUUAAAAUUACCACUAUACCUUAUUAUAGCCAAUUCCAAUCAACUGAACAUGAAUGAGAAGAAGACUUUGUGUAAGAAUUUGUAUAUAAACGGUUCACCCUAUCAUCGCAAGAGUA
Molecule: messenger RNA, 2787 nt
Organism: Aedes aegypti (yellow fever mosquito)
Lineage: Eukaryota; Metazoa; Arthropoda; Insecta; Diptera; Culicidae
Product: homeobox protein invected
Exons: 4
Coding region: 508-2367 (619 amino acids)
Biological process (GO): multicellular organism development; neuron differentiation; regulation of transcription by RNA polymerase II
Cellular component (GO): nucleus
Molecular function (GO): DNA-binding transcription factor activity, RNA polymerase II-specific; RNA polymerase II cis-regulatory region sequence-specific DNA binding
Source: RefSeq, a predicted model, not a curated record